Cyanistes caeruleus (blue tit) is the source of this 1442-nucleotide messenger RNA. The record is from RefSeq and is a predicted model, not a curated record. Lineage: Eukaryota; Metazoa; Chordata; Aves; Passeriformes; Paridae.
GGCAGGGGAGCGAGCACUCGCUGCUGCUGCUGCUGCUGCUGCUCUGCCGAGCCGCCUCUCUCCAUUGCAGCUCCAGCAUGAGCACCACUGUCAGGCAGUUCUCCUCCUCCACCUCCCUCAAGGGCUUCGGCGGCCUGGGGGGGGGCUCCAGUAGGCUCUCCUCCGUGCGUGUUGGGGGAGGAGGCUAUAGGGCCCCCAGCGUGCACGGGGGCUCUGGCAGCUACUCCGUGUCCUCCCGCAUGGUCUCGGGCUUCGGCAGCGGCUUUGGGGGCAGCUACUGCAGCAGCGCAGGAGGGACCCUCGGCGGGGGCUUUGGGGGCAGCUAUGGGGCCGGCUUUGGGGCCGGCUUUGGGGCCGGCUUUGGAGGAGGCUUUGGAGGCGGUGAUGGCAUCCUGCCGGCCGGGGAGAAGGAGACCAUGCAGAACCUCAACGACCGCCUGGCCACCUACCUGGACAAGGUGCGAGCCCUGGAGGAGGCCAACACCGACCUGGAGGUGAAGAUCAGGGAGUGGUACAAGAAGCAGGGACCUGGUCCUGACCGUGACUACAGCCCCUACUACAGGACUAUCGAGGAGCUCAGGAACAAGAUUCUUUCUGCAACUGUUGAAAAUGCCAAUAUCGUCCUGCAGAUCGACAAUGCCAGGCUGGCAGCAGAUGACUUCCGAACCAAGUUUGAGUCGGAGCAGGCUCUGCGCAUGAGCGUGGAGGCCGACAUCAACGGCCUGCGCCGGGUCCUGGAUGAGCUGACCCUGUCCAGAGCCGACCUGGAGAUGCAGAUUGAGAACCUGAAGGAGGAGCUGGCUUAUCUGAAGAAGAACCACGAGGAGGAAAUGACUGCCCUGCGCGGGCAGGUGGGUGGGGAGAUCAGCGUGGAGAUGGACGCUGCUCCUGGCAUUGACCUCACCAAGAUCCUGGCGGAGAUGCGGGAGCAGUACGAGAGCCUGGCGGAGAAGAACCGCAGGGACGCCGAGCAGUGGUUCUUUAGCAAGACGGAAGAGCUGAACCGGGAGGUGGCCAUCAACACGGAGCAGCUGCAGAGCGGCAAGACGGAGAUCACGGAGCUGCGGCGCACGAUCCAGAGCCUGGAGAUCGACCUGCAGUCGCAGCUCAGCACGGUACGAGGGCCGGGCUGGCGCAUCUCCUCCCAGUACUCCUCCGCCAUGUCCUCACACUCUGGCAGAGAUGUCACGACAUCAUCCCGUCAGGUGCGCACGAUCGUUGAGGAGGUGCAGGAUGGGAAGGUGGUCUCCUCCCGGGAGCAGGUCGCACUCACCACUCGCUAGGACAGCCCCUGGCUCAGGAGAGCAGGGAAUUGAGCCAAGAAGUGCCUGAGGCCACGUGUGGUCGGGUUGUGUCCCCUCACCUGCUCUUCUGUGUUGCCCUCAUUUUGUGCAGGUGUCUCUGGACACACUUAAUAAAGCUUUUUCUCCUUGCUUGUGCAA